This is a messenger RNA of Trichomycterus rosablanca, 584 nucleotides long. RefSeq names its product cholesterol 25-hydroxylase-like protein. NCBI's taxonomy places the organism in Eukaryota, Metazoa, Chordata, Actinopteri, Siluriformes, Trichomycteridae. The transcript has a single exon. Gene Ontology annotation, biological process: cholesterol metabolic process; sterol biosynthetic process. Gene Ontology annotation, molecular function: iron ion binding; C-4 methylsterol oxidase activity; steroid hydroxylase activity. The record is from RefSeq and is a predicted model, not a curated record. The coding region runs from base 30 to 584 and encodes 184 amino acids. Gene Ontology annotation, cellular component: endoplasmic reticulum membrane.
GAAAAAGGGGAGGGUUCAGUGUCUUUUUAAUGCCUGUGAGCAAGCAGCCAUUCACUUUCAGUCAGAUUCAGAGCUACAGGAUGUUUCAGCUGCAGGACAUCUGGGACACCAUCAGACAGUACGAGACCUGGCUAAGGUCUCCUCUUUUCCCUGUACUGUUUUCACUGACUAUCUACAUAAGCUUUUGUCUGCCGUUUGUAAUCCUGGACUUGCUGUCACCUCGAGUGCCUUUAGUGAGGAAAUACAAGAUCCAGCAAAAGAGCGAUGUAUCACUGAAGAAGAUGUGGAAUUGCCUGGCUCUUUCCCUCUAUAACCAUGUGGUGUACCUCUUUCCACUAAGCCUGCUGCUCUGGUACUGGAGACCUGUUAUCUACCCAGCAGAAUCACCACGUUUUCUUGAAAUCAUUCAGCAUCUGGUGGCCUGUCUGCUGCUCUUUGACUUUCAGUACUUCGUCUGGCAUGUGCUGCAUCACAAGGUGCCCUGGCUCUACCGAACUUUUCACAAGGUGCACCACAAUUAUACUUCUACCUUCGCUCUUACUACUGAAUACUCUGGUGCAAAUGUUAGUUGGAUUCAUGCGUAG